Molecule: messenger RNA, 2134 nt
Organism: Notothenia coriiceps (black rockcod)
Lineage: Eukaryota; Metazoa; Chordata; Actinopteri; Perciformes; Nototheniidae
Product: zinc finger protein 395-like
Exons: 3
Coding region: 1-354 (117 amino acids)
Biological process (GO): regulation of transcription by RNA polymerase II
Cellular component (GO): nucleus
Molecular function (GO): DNA-binding transcription factor activity; RNA polymerase II cis-regulatory region sequence-specific DNA binding
Source: RefSeq, a predicted model, not a curated record
AUGGAUCAUGUGUUGUCUUCCCUCUUUUGCUUCAUCCAGGCCUGCAGCCCCGUCCAGGUAUCUGUGGCCUCAAGGACCCCCGGGUGCGAGGGUUGGAACCCCUCUGCCUCCGUCUCUGGCCAUAGUAACACUCCGGUGGUGAAGCCUCGCUGUCGCUCCGUCAGUGUGGGGGAACAGUGGCUCCAGCAGAACAGGCUGCAGCCUAUGACUGCUUCCCCCUCCCGCACUCACUGCUCCUUCAGGAAGGGUCGUGGUGAGGCCAAAAAGUGCCGUAAGGUGUAUGGAGUGGAGCGCAAGGAUCAGUGGUGCACCGCCUGUCGCUGGAAAAAAGCCUGCCAGCGCUUCCCCGACUAAAGACUGUUGUGUGAUGAAGAGCGAGAGCAUGAGAGACGAAGACGUGAAUGAAUGGAUGAAUGAUAAAAAGAGACUUUUAUCAAAAAGAGGAUAUAAUCCUGGGCCUGAGAGCCUAUAAGAAAAAACACAUUUCUGUUUUUAUUUUCAGGCUACAUCCACAUAAAUACAUUUUUCGUGUUAAAACACAUAAUAUUGAUACAUUAACGCCUAGUGUCCACAUAACAAAAUUGGUGAUUUUGAACCAAUAAAGCAGAGACUUUUGAAACAUUGCUGACCCCAUUUAAGUCUGAAAAUUCUGGGAUUUCAGUCCGGACAGGCAGGAACAGAAUCUUUUGAAAUGAUGAAGCCUACGUUAGCUUACUGUUCUUUUACAGGCAGAAAUAGAGUCUUUUAAAAGGCUAAAGCCUACGCUAGCUUACUUUUCUUGCACAGGUGGAAACAGUCUUUUCAAAGCUAACACUAACUGUUGUUUUAAAGGCAAAAAAACAUUUAUUUUGAAAAUGCUAAAGCCUACGUUAGCUUACUGUUCUUGAAAAGGCAGAAACAGAGUCUUUUAAAAAUGCUAAAGCCUAUGUUAGCUUACGGUUGCUUGACAGGAGGAGAAAUUGUUUUUUGAAAGUGCUAAAGCCUACGCUAGUUUACUGUUCUUGUACAAGUGGAAACGGUCUUUUUAAAUCCUAUGUCAGCGUACUGUUGUUUAACAGGCAACUGAUUAUUUUGAAAUGAUGACGCUUACGUUAGCUUACUUUUUGCAUGUCUUUGUAGAUCCUGUCCUUUCCCACUUCAACAGGUCCCUAUUACUUAUUUUACCGAAAAGCAACAACAUUAAUGUAUCUGCUUUGCACUGACUCCCAAUCUAUGGAUUAUUUUCACGGCAUUUACCGCCUUAAUAUUUUUGCGUUUCUGUCAGUAACAGUUGAACCUCGUCUCUGGUGAUACUUUCCGCCAUUGCUGUUGUUCUUAUGUAGUACUUUCUGGAACUAAACAACUAACCUCACAGUAGACAAUCAGUUUUCUGUUUACACCGGCACACGCAGACCCAGUGUAAAUGAAUGGUCAUGUGAUGUGUGUUAUCAGGCGUGUUAAUAUUGGCGGAGGUUCUUUCUGAAACGGUGCUAAAACGCUUGUGUUUACGGAGAUCGUAUCCGUGUGGAUGUAGCCUCAACCUUUUAAUUUUCUUUCUGAAGAAAUGCAAAUGAACUUUUCUGUAUCUUUGUAACUUGAUCCUGAAAACUGAAGUCUGCGAUGGUGCUAACUGUUGACUGACUUUAACCAUGUGACGUGCUAAGCCUACAAUACUCUUCUACUUUAUCCAAAGGUUAUAUAACUGCCCCUGUAGCUCCACUGUAUUAGAUUGCUACUUGGCUGUUUUUCUUUAUUCCAACCUUCUCUUCCAGUGGUUACACAGUGGUUAUGAUGUACAUUAUAUUGUGUGCUUUGAGUUACGUACGAGUAUUUUAUACCUUUUUUUUUAUUGUCUCGUUCUGCCUGUGUAUUGGGCAGAUUAUUUUUUGGGAACUUUCAUGUUUUUUGGCACUUUGUUGGAAUAUAAACUUACAAGAAUAAGCUAAAAUUGGUUCGACUCAACCAAGUUCAUAUUUUCUUCCUGCCCAUGUGUUGGCAUACGACCAGUGUUAAAGGUUUUAUCCCUGAAGCUAUCGAGUCAUGACAGUGGGACGACUAGCGUUAGGGAAACGAGUUUGUAAUAGCAAUAAAUAAGAGAAAAAAUAUAUUGUCAAACACAAAUUAAAAAGCACUGAUAACUUGAAAUGUAUUUUUU